Messenger RNA from Mus musculus (house mouse), 2895 nucleotides. RefSeq names its product zinc finger protein 146 (gene Zfp146). Gene Ontology annotation, cellular component: nucleolus; nucleus; nuclear lumen. Gene Ontology annotation, molecular function: DNA binding. Bases 767 to 1645 code for a protein of 292 amino acids. The record is from RefSeq and is a predicted model, not a curated record. The transcript is spliced from 3 exons. Lineage: Eukaryota; Metazoa; Chordata; Mammalia; Rodentia; Muridae.
GGGAGUGCUCACUCACUCCCUGAGUGCGCAGACGCAGGGGCAGCGAGUGGACAUUUUGGUCUUUGUCCGCGGGUCAGCACGGCCGUCGUGUCCACGUGGCGCCAAAAAGCAGCUGAGGAGUGAGAAGCACACAACAACACCCACAUCUUGGCGAACAGACUUCAAUUUUUAAAAGGCAAAACAUUGUUCAAAGCUUAAAGUUUUGAGCUUGAAACAUAGUUUAGAUUUAAACAGUUGUAUGGGAACACAUCCUCUGCUUUAUACAGUUGGAAGUCCUCCACCAUAGCCUACGCCUGGUAAGAAUGUCUUAUAAGUAGAGUGCGGUGUGGAAAUGCCUGCAGUUUGUUAGUGGGGAGCACAGAGCAGAGGGAAAGCCGCUGAGUUUCCAGAAGCCGGGAAGCGUUUACUGAAGUGUCCGGUCUCCCUGAGCAGAGAAGUCCUGCUGAGAGGAAGCCCUGUGUCUGUAGCUCAGCUGCAAAGCCCUGAGCCGGAUGGCGGCGCGCUCGGCACUGCUGGAGGAAAGCAAGUGAACUUCGCAGAGACAACAUUGGCUAUCAGUUAAACUUGGCCUGGGAAGAACGUUUGUUCUGAUAAAGCUCUCUUAAACCUCCUCCCUUGCUCUGCAUUUGAGUGAGCAGGCAGGCACAGAAAGAAGCCCUCGGACUGUAAGAAAUGUGGAAGCAUCCUCAGUCAAGAGCAGAGCCUCGUUUGUCUGGACUUCCCUAUUGCAGAGAAGCGCUGUGAAUGAGAUCACUCUUCCACUCAGAUGUCACAGCUCAGCCAGCAGAGAAUCUUAAGCGGGGGAAGCCCCUUUGCCUGUAAGGUAUGUGGGAAACUCUUCAGCCACAAAUCGAAUCUUACAGAGCACGAACAUUUCCAUAGUAGAGAGAAACCGUUUGAGUGUAACGAGUGCGGGAAAGCCUUUAGCCAGAAACAGUAUGUCAUCAAGCACCAGAGCACUCACAGCGGAGAGAAGCUAUUCGAGUGCAGUGACUGCGGAAAAGCCUUUAGCCAGAAGGAAAACUUGCUUACGCAUCAGAAAAUUCACACUGGAGAGAAACCUUUUGAGUGCAAAGAUUGUGGGAAAGCCUUCAUUCAGAAGUCAAACCUCAUCAGACAUCAGAGAACUCACACGGGGGAGAAGCCCUUCAUAUGUAAGGAGUGUGGGAAAACCUUCAGUGGCAAAUCCAAUCUGACGGAGCACGAGAAGAUUCACAUCGGAGAGAAGCCCUUCAAGUGCAACGAGUGCGGAACGGCUUUUGGCCAGAAAAAGUACCUGAUAAAGCACCAAAACAUCCACACCGGGGAGAAGCCGUACGAGUGCAACGAGUGCGGCAAGGCCUUCUCGCAGCGCACGUCGCUGAUUGUGCAUGUGAGAAUCCAUUCAGGCGAUAAGCCUUACGAGUGCAAUGUAUGUGGGAAAGCCUUCUCUCAGAGCUCAUCUCUAACCGUGCAUGUGAGGAGCCAUACGGGUGAGAAACCCUACGGGUGCAAUGAAUGUGGGAAGGCCUUUUCUCAGUUCUCAACCCUGGCCCUGCAUCUGAGAAUACACACAGGUAAAAAGCCUUAUCAGUGCAGUGAGUGUGGGAAGGCUUUCAGCCAGAAGUCCCAUCACAUUAGACACCAGAAAAUCCAUACUCAUUAAACGCCCUGAAUAUCUUCAGUACGGGGAAGUGUUCAUUAGGAAUUUAUACCUCAUAGCGCAUCGUUUGGUCACUCUGGCUAAGCACCAUAAAUCAGCCAAACAUUUAACAGAAGAUGUCGUGAACACCGGAGAAUUCACAAUGAAGGGAAAGACAUGUGUAUGAUACAGGCCUGCAAUCAGCGAAUGCAGCGGUGGAAAAGCAGAGCAGUGCUGAACUGUGAACACAGUCGUCUGCGGUCAAGAGUGGCAGGCAGGCAGGCCUGUUGUGACGGCUGUCAGUGUGGAUCUGCGGGUUGUCACUAGUCCAGGUACCGAGGACAGACGUUAUAGAGUGACACUGUCCAUUUACCAGGACUUAGAACAUGAAAACACUUGCUUCAGCUGAACACCAAGACGACGUUUGGAGGUGAAACCUGCACACCACAAACUAUAACCGAUAGUAAAAGUCAGAUAUAUGGGGGGUAUUGAAAGCAGAAAUAAAGAAAUGCUAUACUUUAUACAAGGUUGACUUUGGGAGUGGGAAAACAUUCCUUGUAAUAUUUGAAAAUACUUAGAAAUUCUCAUGAGUAUUUAUGCUCAGGAGGUGAGGCACUAGGAAAUUGACCAUGACUUAAUUUAGACUAGCCAAAUGUUAGAACUGAACUGCCUGUUGGAAAUGGAAUGAGAAAAUUUUUGGUGGACUGUUACGCAGACAUCUGGCAGAUGGAACAGACGAGGUGUGUGCGUACCUGGAAGGACUCUGGAAGUGAUGUGAGGGAAACUCAAUGUACAGGAUGCAUACAGUACAGUGACUUUCAAGUUAAAAUUUCCUUCUGGAAACUCAGUGUAUUAUGGUAUAAAUACAUGUAAAUGUUGAGAUGCAUCAGAAGGAUGCAGACCAACGCCUGAGAGAGGAUGGCAAGCAGUGGGAGGGACGGACAGAGGGAGGGAGGGAAGGAGGGAGGGCUUAAGCUUUGAUAUGAGCGGUCAGGCUCUUAAAGACUGCAAGCAAAUAGAUGAAGAUACUGGCUACUUUUCAGUUGUGUUAUAUGAAUAUCAUGUCUUAUUUUUUGUACUUUUCUGUAUUUUUCAAAAUAAGAAUGGAGGUAAUGGUGGGAACUCUGCACCUGUAGAGAUGUUAUAGUUGACUAAUUCCCAAUCAAAUACUAAGCUUUUAUAGAGAUAUUUCUAAAACUUAACAAUGAGUGGAUGGACUUGGCACUCUAUGUAAUGAAAUUAUCUAUUUUAUUAAAAUUUAAAAUGACAGCAUA